This is a messenger RNA of Symbiodinium sp. CCMP2592, 775 nucleotides long. NCBI's taxonomy places the organism in Eukaryota, Dinophyceae, Suessiales, Symbiodiniaceae. The record is from the annotation of a GenBank genome assembly.
GCGAUGUCAGACACUCAUCCACGUGAUUGCCGGAGAUUCGGAGGACCCGAUCGGGGAUUUCGAGACCAUCCAGAAGGAGCUGCGGGACUACAGCACGGAGGUCGCCAUGAAGCCGCAGGUCAUCGUGGUCAACAAGUGCGACCUCCCCGAAGUUCAGGAGAGGCUGCCGGCACUGAUGAAGGAGCUCCGCAGGCGUUGUGGGCAUACGCGCGUCUUCAACAUCUCCGCGGCGACAAGGUACAACACCGACGAGCUGAUGGAGCGGGUGUACAAGUGGCACCGAACGGUGGUGCGCAAGGACUGGGAUGAAAAUGGCUCGCCCGCCUCAGAUGCCGCACACGUCGUUGGGAGGCGGGAGCUGACUCAGCUUGGUGGCAAGGUCGAGGAGGUGGGACGUGGAGAGCCAGUGGAACUGGACAAGGCCUUGCCCACAGGCCGCCGACAGAAGUCGGAGUACCAGGCGAAGGUGGAAUGGGAUGUGAUCGACGAGGCAUGGCGUGUCAUACACCCGGAGGUGGAGCAGGUUGCGCUCCGAACCGAUUGGACGUACACCGGUGGCUACGACCGCCUGAACAGCAUCAUGAAGAAAACUGGCGCCUCCGAAGCGCUGAAGCAAACCGGGGUCAAAGAGGGCGAGAUCGUCAUCGUCGGAAACACAAAGUUCUCGUACAAUCCUGACAUGAUCGGCAAGGAGGCCAACAUGCUCUACGGCCAGCUCGAGCUGAAGACUGUCAAGGAGGAGGAUUACAAAGAGAAGAAUCCUGCACGAAUGUGA